AAUAUUAAAAUUAAGAGGGGCUGGAGAGGGUUUUGCCAAUAGUAAAUGAAACAAAAUGAUCCUAUGCAAAUCUCCCUUAACCAAAUCCAAAUCCAAAUCCAAAUCCAAAUCCAAAUGGACGAUUCUCCUUCCAUUUCGCGAAAAACCCGUUUUGCAUUAACCACAGUUGUCUUCAUUGCAUUGUUCUUCUUCAGCAUUGUUCUUUUCAGUAAACGCACGCUUGAGCCCUCCAUUUCCGUUUACCAGGAAUCUUUUUCAGUCACCACAUCUCACAUUCACUCUUUAGUUCCCCCUUUUCCCGACCCACCACCGCCUUCUCUGCCGCCACCGGCUGGCUCAGAGCCGCUGAACUUAUCAACCCACCAAGACCCCAUUCCUUCAAUUUCUCAAACUGUUAAGCUUGACUCUUCUUCAAAUGCCACAAGCGUGGAUGAUCCGUUCUCUGCCCCAAAGAAGCAGAACCCACCUGCUGGUAACGGAGCUGCUCCAGAGAAACGGAACCCACCACCGCCAAAUAACGGAGUUGUUCGCAAGGGUGAAGUGAAGAAGAGGGAAACCUGUGAUCUUUACACUGGGACUUGGGUGAGAGAUGAAGAGUACCCAAUUUACAAACCGGGUUCUUGCCCUUACGUUGACGAGGCUUUUGACUGUCAUGGCAAUGGAAGGAAAGAUUAUGAUUACUUGAGAUGGCGGUGGAAGCCUGAUGGCUGUGAUCUUCCUAGGUUUAAUGCUACGGACUUCUUGGAGAGACUAAGAGGUAAAAGACUGAUGCUGGUUGGAGACUCAAUGAACCGCAAUCAGUUUGAGUCAAUCUUAUGCCUCCUCUUCAAAGGCCUUACCGAUAAGAGCAAAAUGUACGAGGUCAAUGGCAACAAAGUAUCAAAAGGAAGAGGGUACUUUUUAUUCAAAAUCAAGGACUAUAACUGUACAGUGGAAUUUGUAAGGUCUCAUUUUCUUGUACGACAAGGUUCUCGCACUCUAUCGUUAGAUUUAAUUGAUAAGUCAUCUCGUAAAUGGAAGCGGGCUGAUAUUCUCAUUUUCAAUACCGCCCAUUGGUGGGUUCAUGGAAAGACUGCCCGAGGGAGAAAUUACUACAAAGAAGGUGAUUAUCUUUAUCCGAAAUUUGAUGCUAUGGAAGCUUAUCGAAGAGCUUUGAAGACCUGGGCAAAAUGGAUCGAUGACAAUAUUAAACCCACAAAACAAUUGGUCUUCUUUCGUGGAUACUCUUCUGCUCAUUUCAGAGGUGGAGAUUGGAACUCAGGCGGAACUUGUCAUGGGGAAACCGAACCAAUUUUGAAGAGAGGUGCCUUUCUUGAAACCUAUCCUCCAAAAAUGAAAAUAGUGGAAGAAGUGAUUCGGGAAAUGAAGUUUCCCGUGGCACUUUUAAACAUAACAAGAUUGACUAACUCUCGAAAGGAUGGCCAUCCGUCAAUCUACCGCAAGGGAUUGACAGAAGGGAAAAAAGUUUCUUCAAGGCAUCAAGAUUGCAGCCAUUGGUGUCUUCCCGGAGUUCCCGAUACCUGGAAUGAGCUAAUCUAUGCCAAUUUGUUUUUCAACGAACAAUUUUCAAGAGAAGCCCUGUACUAAGAGUCAGAUUGUAUUUUGUUCCCUUUACUAAAAAAUGGGCUAGUUAGUCCCUGUACAUUAAAUCAAAGAACAUAUUGGUCCUUUUUGUUAAGAAUUUCAUCCAUUCCUACUGUUAAAAGCCGUUGUGAUUGAUGGAGUAAUUAGACAGCUAUACGUGGCAUGUUAUGUAUAUCUUAUGUUGACAUACAUGGGCUAGUUUUUAAGAGUAAAAAUGGAUGAAAUUUUUAAUAGAAUGACAAAUUUAUUUUUUGAUACAAGGACUCUUUCGUCCAUUUUUGGAAUAGAGGAGGUAGAGUGCAAUCAGCUUGCUAGUAGUACAAGAGUCUUCAUGAUAUUUUUACUGUUCAUAUUCUACACUGUUUGCAACAGGAUAAACUUGCACCAGUCUAGGAAGGACAAUGAACAAAUGUAUAAUACCCAUUUCCGGAAAUGAAACUGAUGGGUAAUAUGGAAACUUUGUCCAGUUCGAUAACCCGGGAGUACAGUUAGUUACUGGAAUUUCAAACGAGUUACUCAUGUUUUCCGUAGGAAGUGGUUGAGUGAAGAAAAAUCCAUGCAUGAUUGUCAAACACAAUCCAGGUACAAAACCACAAGAGUAAUAUGAACACUUGUCAAAUUUCUGUUCAAAAUUCAAUUAGUUGUAGCCAAUUCCAUGUACCAUCUUUUAGUUGUAAACAAUCAAACCUUAUCUUUGAAUGGAAAGCACAUUUCACAUCA
Molecule: messenger RNA, 2304 nt
Organism: Gossypium arboreum
Lineage: Eukaryota; Viridiplantae; Streptophyta; Magnoliopsida; Malvales; Malvaceae
Product: protein trichome birefringence-like 5
Exons: 6
Coding region: 46-1587 (513 amino acids)
Cellular component (GO): Golgi apparatus
Molecular function (GO): O-acetyltransferase activity
Source: RefSeq, a predicted model, not a curated record